Messenger RNA from Oncorhynchus tshawytscha (Chinook salmon), 2772 nucleotides. RefSeq lists its product as uncharacterized. The record is from RefSeq and is a predicted model, not a curated record. Gene Ontology annotation, cellular component: intermediate filament. Bases 121 to 2184 code for a protein of 687 amino acids. The transcript has 5 exons. Lineage: Eukaryota; Metazoa; Chordata; Actinopteri; Salmoniformes; Salmonidae.
UUAGGACAGAUCCAGCCACACCUGAGUGGGUUAGGACAGAUCCAGCCACACCAUAAUGGGUUAGGACAGAUCCAGCCACACCUUAAUGGGUUAGGACAGAUCCAGCCACACCUGAGGGAGAUGGAUGACCUGUUGAAGAGCUGUGAGGACAUGACCGGUGUGUCCUUCAACUCCCGCCUGUCCACCAGGUACACAGACACUCACCUGACUGGACCAGCUCAGAACCAGAACCAGUCAGACACACACCUGACUGGACCAGCUCAAAACCAGAACCAGCCAGAUAUACACCUGACUGGACCAGCUCAGAACCAGAACCAGUCAGACAUACACCUGACUGGACCAGCUCAGAACCAGAACCAGUCAGACACACACCUGACUGGGCCAGCUCAGAACCAGAACCAGUCAGACACACACCUGACUGGGCCAGCUCAGAACCAGUCAGAUAUACAGAAGAUGGAUGCUAUGAUGGGGAGCUGUGGUGGUAAUGACUGUCACACAGGUGCCUCCAUCCUGACCUACACAGACACACACAUGGAGGAGUCUAGGAACCAGUGCCAAAGUCACCUGAAGGAGGUGGAAUCCAUUUUGGAUCAGACUGGAGCCACAGGAGCCGCUGUCCAGCCUCAGUUGCCUCCUCUUACCUCUGCAGGCACUCAGCUGAGUGGCACUAUGGCUGAGUAUCAGACAGAGCUAAUGGGGAUGCUGGCCAAGUUAGAGAACUGUACGGAGGAGACAGGAAUUACCUUUGACCCUUUAGAGUGGACUUACCCCAGCUUACCAAAAGGAUUUUGCCAACACAACACCAACAUGAAUAAGGUAACACAAGACAGACGACUAACAACACAAGGACUCAUGGAGUCUGUGGGGAAUACUAAGACUGAAGGACUAGAGUCUGGGAGAGGUGUGGAUCUGAAGCCAUAUUUGGGCAGUACCUUUGGCCAAUUUGAGCCCCAAAGUUAUCAAGCUAUCUCAACAAAAAGACAUUCAGAUGAGUUAGGAGACUGUGGAGAAACAUACACAAGAGAACCCAUGUCCAUUGUGUGUGAAGAGGACACAGACAGGGGCACAGAGGGGGACAUGAUGGGAGGCCAACAACUAGAGACAGAGUUGGGAGGGGUGGAGGUAAGGGGAGGUGUGGAGUUGAGGGGAGGCCAACAACUAGAGACAGAGUUGGGAGGGGUGGAGGUGAGGGGAGGGGUGGAGUUGAGGGGAGGCCAACAACUAGAGACAGAGUUGGGAGGGGUGGAGGUGAGGGGAGGGGUGGAGUUGAGGGGAGGUCAACAACUAGAGACAGAGUUGGGAGGUGUGGAGUUGAGGGGAGGCCAACAACUAGAGACAGAGUUGGGAGGGGAGGAGUUGAGGGGUUCCGUGCAGGAGUUGGGUACUGUGCUAGAGGGCUGUAUCGAGGAGGUGGGGAGAAUGGAGAAGAGAUGGGAUGAACUGAUGGGAGAGCUACAGGCACUAAGGGAGGAGAAGACAGGGACAGAGGAAGGGAGAGAAGGAGGGCAAGCAGCACAGUUAAGGCAGGUGCUAAAUAUUGAGGCAGAUGGGAGGAGGGAGGCGCGGAUGAGGGAGUGGCAGUCUUUGAGGGCUAAGAGGAGUGAGGAGGAGAUGAGGCUGUCCAGCGUGCGUCUGGAGAAGCAGGGUCUUCAGGAGGACAUGAGGAGGCUGAAGAGGAGGCUGUUCUCUGUCGCCAGGGAGUGUGCUCACAACCAGGUCAUCCUGGUAAGCCAGCAGCAUGAGGUGGCCCAGCUCAACAAGGAACAGAUGGAACUCGACACACUGAUCAUCCAGCUGACUGAGGAGGUGUCUCAACUCGGCUCCACCCACCAGACCCAGCUCUCCACCUUUCAGUCCCAGCUCCAGACACCCAGACAGACACCCAACCCCAUAGAGGAGCUGACUCAGAGCAAGAGGACCGCUUGUGGGGACAUACAGCAGUAUCUGCAGGGGGUGCUCAAGGCCCUGGAGGAAAGGUAUGAGCCAAUGCUGCUGGCCCUGUUGAAGCGGAGGGAGAGGACGUCAGAGGCCCAGGUGAAGGCCAGGCAGCAGGCCCGGGAGUUGAGGGCCCGUCGGGGGCCCCUGAGGGAGGAGGGACAGAGGCUGGGGCUGCAGAGAGCCUGCCUGGAGGAGAGACUCGUACUGAUGGGAGACCCACAGGAGAGAGGACGUAGAGCAGUAUAGGGAGACAGUGGACAGGCUGGAGGACACUAGCAGAGAGCAGAAGACAAAGCUACACAUCCAGAAGAGGGAAACCAAGGAGACGGAGGAACUGAGAGACAGACUUACUAAAGAACUCCACCUGUACAGAGGUAUUGUCGAAGACAAUAACAAGAAUGAUGUAACCAGAGUGCAAGAGAAAACCACCGGGACAAAUAGAAGUGUUUCAGUUUAGGUUACAAGAGACAAACAACCUUUUCUUAGUUCAUGACUUGUGUUUCCAACAAUCAUACCAUCCUUACAAAUGCACUUUUAUACACCUUUCAGAAGGUUCUAUUCUAUUGUAAAUAAAACCCAGGAAGUAGAAAACCAGGAAGUAGAAAAUCAGGAAGUAGAAAAUCAGGAAAAAGCAAGGCAGUUUUGUACACUGGUAGCUGAAAUCUGUGGAGAAUUCCCAUCAGGUUGGGAAGGGUGUCUGGAGAAAACAAGCUCGCCGUCAUUCUCAUUCUAUAUUUAAGACAUGGUAAAACAUCUGUAGAGAAGAAGGUUCUGGAACAUUCUGAAGAUAGAUGUAAUGCAUUCUUUAUAGUGUAACAAAUAAAAGGUGUUCUU